Python bivittatus (Burmese python) is the source of this 1596-nucleotide messenger RNA. RefSeq names its product prostate androgen-regulated mucin-like protein 1 (gene PARM1). Gene Ontology annotation, cellular component: late endosome; Golgi apparatus; early endosome. The record is from RefSeq and is a predicted model, not a curated record. Lineage: Eukaryota; Metazoa; Chordata; Lepidosauria; Squamata; Pythonidae.
CAGUGAGGGAGACGUUUCACUGCCGCAGUCCUGGACGAAAGAAAAGACGCGCUUCUUGAAGCGAUCGGAGGAAGUGCUCCUAAUUCGGGUGAUAGGAUUUUUGCCCGCCUCUCGCAAAACCGCACAAGGAGGUGACUCGGAAGCCAGCAAGGCCGCCGUGCAGUUCCAGGACCUCGGCUCCAGCCACUGGGUUGGCACGACCAUGUCGCCCCAAGGCGGCCGGGCUCCCUCUGUCCUUUGCCUGAUUGUCAUAGCGGCCGGACUAAAUAUCUACUCCAUCUCCUCAAUGAGUACAUCUACCACCUCAAACAUAGUUUCUCCUGUAAGAGUAAAUUUAAUUGGUCACAACCUUACAUUUGACAGCAGUACAGCAACAGAUGCCACAAAAGCAGCUACGAGACCUGAUACUCUUUCCCUUACAACCACACUGGGACCUGUUGAAACGAAUAUGGGCAUGUUAUCUAUGGGUAUUGUCCCAUCAAAUACACCAGAUACGGCUGCGUCAACAACUAAUUUGUUAUCACAACCAAGCACUGGAUUACAAAGUACAGAAUACAUAUCAACCUCAGUGAUGUCAGUUGAUACCUCGGCAACAACUAGUAUUUCCCCUGCAGAAACCCUAGCCACUGCCACUUCAAGUAUCAUGAGUGUUUCAUCCACCAUCAGCAGCUCAUCUGCUCCUGAGGAACACACCAGCGCUGGGGUUACCCAUUUAUCAAGUAUAGAAGUGUCAACAGUGCCUGUGACAUCCAAGGAACACCCUACUGAAGGAACCUCCUCUGGAGACACUAGUAAUCCACUCACCACAUCAAGCCCUGUGGGGCUUACAUCUCCACAAGGGACUUUAGCCAGUAAAGCCACUAUUGAGACCUCCCCUGUAGGCAGUACCACAUUCUCCUCAGGAGUAACCAUGCAAGAGGUUCAGCGGGCUUUGAGUUCAGGAAGCAUUGCAGCUAUUACUAUAACAGUGAUUGCAGUGGUUCUGUUGGUGUUCGGCAUAGCUGCAUUUCUAAAGAUCAGGCAUUCUUCUUAUGGCAGACUUUUUGAUGACCAUGAUUAUGGAUCCUGGGGAAACUACAACAACCCUCUAUAUGAUGACUCCUAAACUAAGAACAUUAGCUAAGCCAAAACUGCUCUUAUAUUAUGAAGCACCUAAUUCACUAAAAGCACUAUGUUCUGAUAUCUUUUGACAUACGACUCCUGUGUUUUUAUUCCUCCUGCUGUUCCUUUCAGUGAACCUUUUGAGUUUAACAUAAGCUAAACUCUACAACGUGAAUUAGACUCAAGUGAUGCUUACAAUAACUCAAGUCUUAUUUAAUAAAUUACUCCAAUUUCUGCAAAAAGAUGAAGAUCUAUGGAAUGCUCUGACAAAACUGCAGUCCUUGAAUUCUUAGCAACUUACGACAGGUGAACCUUUAGUGGCAGAUUUGGCAUGAAGAAACAGUAUGGCCUUUUCAAUUGUCCAUCAGCAAACAUUUAUGGUAACAGAUUGAUACCAGAUCUUGGCUCUUGUUUUAUUUGCCUUCACCAGGUUGUCUCUGUAAGAAGAGUGUUCUUAUUAAAAUUCAAUUGAAUGUUGAACUAUCUUACAUUUCA